UAAUCUCAGAUAGGCAUGCAUCCAUUAAAAGUGCUUAUGAAAAUCCUUUGAAUGGUUGGAAUAAUCCUCCAACGACGCAUGUCUACUGCAUCCGACACAUCGGCCAGAAUUUUGUGAGAGAAACCAAACAGAAAAAACUUCGGCCGUUAGUUACAAAUAUGGGAUAUGCACCCAGCGAACCUUCAUUCCAAUACUGGCGGAACGAACUUAGGAAGGAAAGUGUGGAGGCUUUAAAUUGGGUUGAUAAAAUCCCGAAAGAAAAAUGGACGCAGGCGUACGAUGGAGGUCGUCGGUGGGGUCACAUGACGAGCAAUCUUGUCGAGGCGAUGAACUCAGUAUACAAGGAAAUUCGCAGCCUACCAAUCACAGCAUUGGUCAAAGCAACAUACUCUAAGACUGCGACACUUUUUGGAACACGCGGAAUGGAUGCAGUGGCUGUGUUAGCUUCUGGUCAGGUGUAUUCUGUCCCAUGUCAGAAAAGGAUUACAGAUGCAAUGACUAAGGCCCACUCACAUGUAGUCACUCGUCAUGAUAGGCAACGUUUCGCAGUGGAGGAAACUGAGGAUCCCCGCGAAGGCCGACCAAAGGAUAAAUUUAAAGUACACUUGGAAGAAAAAUGGUGUGAUUGUGGAAAAUUUCAAGCAUUACAUUUACCUUGUUCACAUGUUAUUGCUGCUUGUUUUCACGCUCAUUUGGACUAUCAAGUGUACAUUGAUGAUGUGUUCAAAGUUGCCAAUGUAUGUCGCGUUUAUGAGCAUACCUUCGAAGUGGUUCAAGGCUAA
Messenger RNA from Trifolium pratense (red clover), 782 nucleotides. RefSeq lists its product as uncharacterized. Gene Ontology annotation, molecular function: zinc ion binding. The record is from RefSeq and is a predicted model, not a curated record. NCBI's taxonomy places the organism in Eukaryota, Viridiplantae, Streptophyta, Magnoliopsida, Fabales, Fabaceae. Bases 159 to 782 code for a protein of 207 amino acids. The transcript has 2 exons.